This is a messenger RNA of Aphis gossypii (cotton aphid), 1602 nucleotides long. RefSeq names its product lysophosphatidylserine lipase ABHD12-like. The record is from RefSeq and is a predicted model, not a curated record. The transcript is spliced from 10 exons. Gene Ontology annotation, cellular component: endoplasmic reticulum membrane. Gene Ontology annotation, biological process: monoacylglycerol catabolic process; phosphatidylserine catabolic process. Lineage: Eukaryota; Metazoa; Arthropoda; Insecta; Hemiptera; Aphididae. The coding region runs from base 203 to 1237 and encodes 344 amino acids. Gene Ontology annotation, molecular function: monoacylglycerol lipase activity; phosphatidylcholine lysophospholipase A1 activity.
CGUAACCAGUUUUCUAUUGCCACAUGAUUAGACUGUAGGCUGUGUAGCGUGAAGGAACACGCGUCAGUACGGUAUGAACACCAUACUGUCGUGACACGUAUUCUAAUCAAUUUCUGAUGUAACUAACGUUAUAAUAUUGAAUAUUUCAAUAUAAAUCAAUCGAUAUUUCAAUAAAUCCCGUCAAAAUCGAGUAAUCGUCACGAUGAGUAAACCACACAAAGAACCAAAGAUGUGUAUUAACUGCAAUAAGAGAAAGGCGUGCUAUACGACAGUGGGCUUCUUUAGUAUCGCGUUCGUCAUCAUUUUCUUACUCGUGCCUGCUAUUUGGCGAUAUUCACCUUCCAUUCAAAAGAGUAUGAUAUUCCUGAAUCAUGACUUUAUGCCUGAUGUACAAAAUUACAGUUAUCCGGAAGUUUAUGGAAUGGACGGAACUAGAAAUUUUUACAUUGAUACAAAAGACAAUAUAACGUUAGGAGUAUGGCACAUAUUACCUCGUAACUUGAUUGUAAAAUACGGAAAAAACGAACCUAGUUACGAAGAACUUUUGAGUCACGGGGAACCAAUUAUUAUAUACAUGCAUGGCAACUCUGGUGCCCGCGCGAAUAAUCUACGGAUGAAAUUGUAUCGAAAACUCCGAGAUAUUAACUGCCAUGUGAUAGCUGUAGACUACAGAAGUUAUGCCGAUUCUACAGAUGCGGAACUCGACGAGACCGGCUUAGUAUCGGACGUAAUGGAAACAUAUAAAUGGGUUCACAAACGCGCAAAAGGAAUACCAAUCUUUGGUUGGGGACACUCUCUUGGCACUGGAAUUGGAGCACAUGCAUUUUCGUUAUUGGAAAAGGAAAACAUCUAUCCAAGUGGACUUAUUUUAGAAGCGCCAUUCAAUAAAAUUAGCGAAGCAAUCAGAGAAUACUCAACUACUAAGGUUCUUCGAUAUUUUCCUUGGUUCGAUUUUUUCAUCAUUGAUCCAGUCAUUGCAAAUGGAAUUGUUUUUGACACAGAACAAAAUUUAAAAAAUGCAAAAGUUCCAGUGCUUAUAUUACAUGCACAAGACGAUAUAAUAAUACCAUACCAACUCAGUGAAAAUUUGUAUAAUUACAUCACAACUACUCGGAAUAGUGAACUGACUGAACUAGUCAUAUAUGACGCCCAGUACAAGUUUGGCCACCAAUACAUUUGUCGAGAUAAGGAAUUAGAAAAGAAAAUUGAAAAAUUUAUACAGAAAUGUCUAAAAUGACAUCUUGAUUGGGAAAAAUAUAUAAGCUUGUCAAAAUUGCCAUUACAUGUCACGUAUACAUAGUUAUUACAAUAUAAUAUUGUAUAUAAUACGUUAUGAUAUAAAAUUCUCAAUCUUCAAUCGGAUUAUUUGAGAUUGUGAGAUUAUUUACUAUCUUUUUUAAGUUGUAUCACUGUUAAACAUUUAUUGUAAGAUAUUUUAACAACGUACUUUUUGAAAACUAAACUAUUACUAUAAUCCAAUACCUAUUAUUUUAUAUUAUGCUCAUUAUAGUUAAUAGUUGUAUUAUCAUAGUUGUUUUGUUGUUGAAAAUAAAAUGUCGAAAACAUUUUUAAGACCAUGUUUAAAAUGUUGAGAAAAAAAUA